AUGAAGGAGCCAAGUAAAGCAGAGGAAGAAGAAAGAGUUGAGGUCCCAUGUUACAGCUGUCAGUUUGCCUCUUCAUUUUCAGCCUCAGUGUGGGUGUCACUGUACUUUGAAUUGCUGGGUCUGCACUAUGUGAUAACUGUGGGCUGCAUUGAUUUCCUGUGCUGGAAGAAGAAACUGGAGGAGCAUGCCCAGCAGUGGGUGGAAGUGCUGAGAGCCACUGCCUUCACUUACAGCCCACUCCUGUACUGGAGAAACAAAGGACAGCAAUGUGGCAUGAAUGCAGCUAUCAACACAGGCCCUUCCCCGGCUGGUCCCCAAACUGACAUUCAAGUGGAGAUUCCAGAUUCUCUGUGGCAGUCAGACACCUGUGAAGGCAGACACUAUGCCAUCAGAGCAAGUAGCACCAAGGCACAGGCCCCUGUUCCUCUGCAACCUGCUCUGCUGGCCACACAGCAGCUCUUAUCUAACCUGAUGCCACAGCGGCAGUCCAAAUCUCCACUCCUGAUUAUCUUUCAGGAGAUACCUUUUGCUCCACCCCUCCGAAUGCUGAACAUACCUCCCAUGCUAGUCCACUGUGCCUCCUACCCCUAUCUCCACUGGAAGUGGAAAGAAAUGUCCACUCUCAUUCCUUUCCCAUUCUGGCCCUUGGGGUGA
Messenger RNA from Ictidomys tridecemlineatus (thirteen-lined ground squirrel), 654 nucleotides. The record is from RefSeq and is a predicted model, not a curated record. NCBI's taxonomy places the organism in Eukaryota, Metazoa, Chordata, Mammalia, Rodentia, Sciuridae.